This is a messenger RNA of Neopsephotus bourkii (Bourke's parrot), 1856 nucleotides long. It is a transcript of the gene SNAPC3, whose product is annotated as small nuclear RNA activating complex polypeptide 3. Gene Ontology annotation, cellular component: snRNA-activating protein complex. The record is from RefSeq and is a predicted model, not a curated record. Lineage: Eukaryota; Metazoa; Chordata; Aves; Psittaciformes; Psittacidae. Gene Ontology annotation, molecular function: core promoter sequence-specific DNA binding; RNA polymerase III type 3 promoter sequence-specific DNA binding; RNA polymerase II cis-regulatory region sequence-specific DNA binding. Gene Ontology annotation, biological process: snRNA transcription by RNA polymerase III; snRNA transcription by RNA polymerase II. The coding region runs from base 2 to 1156 and encodes 384 amino acids. The transcript is spliced from 9 exons.
CAUGGCGGCGGCAGCGGCAGAAGCAGAAGCGGCCGGGGCUGCGCCCGACUACGAGGCAGCGGAGUUGUACACCCGUGCGUUCCGCGUGGGCGCGCUCAGCCGUUGCUGGAUGCAGCACUUGGGGCCGCCAGACCUGUCUCUGGCGGCAGAGGCGGCAGCCGAUGAGGACGCGGCCGUAGUGGCGGAGCUGGGCUGCGAGGUGGAGAUGGUGCCCGAGCUGCAGGAAGUGUGCAGCAUUGAUAUGUUAAUGUCUUCUGAUAAAGAAGAGGACCCAGAUGUUAUUCCUGAAGAUAACAGGCUGCUAACUCUACGAAUUAGAAAAGAGGCAUUAGAGAGGAGAGAAGAAACAAUUAUUGUGGAUCGGGCUUGCAGACAAGAAACUCUUGCCUAUGAGAUGGAAUCACAUGCAAGUGGAAAAAGGCCAGACAGUCCUACAGAUCUAGUUGAGGAGGGAGAGCUACUUUUAACUCUAAACAUAUUCUACCCUGUCAUAUUUCAGAAGCAUAAAGAUUACAAACCUUAUCAGACAGUCCUUGUACUGGGCAGCCAGAAGCUCACCGAGCUGAGAGACUCAAUUUCCUGCGUCAGCGACUUCCAGAUAGGUGGUGAGUUCAGCAGUCAGCCAGAUCAAGCACCAGAACACGUAAGCAAGGAUCUCUACAAGUCUGCCUUCUUUUAUUUUGAAGGUAUCUUUUAUAAUGAUAAAAGAUACCCAGAAUGCAGAGACCUGAGCAGAACUGUUAUUGAGUGGUCAGAAUCUCAUGACAGAGGCUAUGUAAAUCUUCAGUCUGAUGAUAUGGAGGACUACACAUUCAAUGAUUUGUCCCUCAAAAUUGGCUUCCCAUACCUUUUCUGCCACCAAGGGGACUGUGAGCACAUCAUUAUCAUCACGGACAUAAGGCUCAUUCAUCAUGAUGACUGCCUGGACAGGAACCUCUAUCCAUUGCUAAUCAAGAAACACUGGCUAUGUACCAGAAAAUGCUUUGUGUGCAAAAUGUAUACAGCCAGGUGGGUAACCAACAACGACAGUCUGGCACCAGAGGAUCCUUGUUUCUUCUGCGAUGUUUGUUUUCAGAUGCUCCAUUACGAUCUGGAAGGCAAUAAACUGGGGGAAUUUCUUGCAUAUCCUUAUGUCGAUCCUGGAAUUUUCAACUGAAACUGAUGUGAGACAGAAUGGAUUUGGUGAAGUGCAUUGGUGAAACUGUUGCUCUGGUUGUUACAACCACCACACAGCUUGAGUUUUGAGCGUCCUGCUGGGGCUUAGGUUAGGCCUUAAUCCUCUCCCCCAAGGUGGAAAGAGCCCUUUGCACAUGAAGUCUUUCUGGUGUGCUUUUCUGAGUAAGCAAGUAUGAUUUUUAAAAAUGAGUAAUUAUGGAAAAAUAUGCUCAAACGUGUUUUAAUCAGCUACAUUUUUCUAAUACAUUUGGGCAAGAAGAUGGUAGUUUGGAGAUUACGAACUUUACAAAUAUGGAUGUUUCAAGAGAGAAUACCUUGCCAAAGCAGCUGUGACUUUGAGAAGAUUUGUGCAUCCAAGGCCUUGUUGACGUCAGAGGAUGAAAACACAGUCUUUGGGCAUCUCACCUUGAAAACUCUGGCAGUUGUCAUCUCUGAAGAAGGGUGGGUAGCACUGCAUUUGUGGGGAUACGUCCUGAGAGGGAAGCUCAAGGUGCUUGUUAACUUCUGAAGACUUUUCCUGCAAGCAGGGGGUGCUUGCGUCUGUGAACUGCUGCUGUCCUUGCAUUCCAACUGAGGACUGAUUCUGUGAUGAAUAAGCUCCGUUGCACUGAUGACAGAAUUGUGGCCUGUCUUCCAGAUUACUUUGACUCUUUACUGUGUGUGAAGUUUUAACUGUUCAU